AUGAAUUUCACGCCCAUCAACCCACGACCUCUCCUCCAGAGCUUGAUCAAUGACGAAGUUAUCAUCCGUUUAAAAUGGGGUCAAACAGAAUACAAAGGCCGGCUCAUUAGCGUCGACUCAUACAUGAACAUCCAGCUCUCGAACACGGAAGAGUAUAUUGACAGGAAACAUACGGGUACUUUGGGUCAGGUGCUCAUCAGAUGUAACAACGUUCUCUGGAUAUCUGCAGCUAAAGGAGUCGAAAUGAACGGUGAAGGACCCGACACCAAAAUGGAGGAUUAA
Fonsecaea erecta is the source of this 282-nucleotide messenger RNA. Its product is annotated as small nuclear ribonucleoprotein F. Gene Ontology annotation, molecular function: RNA binding. Lineage: Eukaryota; Fungi; Ascomycota; Eurotiomycetes; Chaetothyriales; Herpotrichiellaceae. The transcript has 4 exons. The record is from RefSeq and is a predicted model, not a curated record. Gene Ontology annotation, biological process: mRNA splicing, via spliceosome; spliceosomal snRNP assembly. Bases 1 to 282 code for a protein of 93 amino acids. Gene Ontology annotation, cellular component: catalytic step 2 spliceosome; U1 snRNP.